AUGUCCAAAAGACCAAAGCAAGAGCAUGAUUUUUCUCUUCACCCCUCAGACAACAGUAAGAAAGCCAAAACAAUCGGAAACUCUUUUGAAAAUCCGAUUGUGCUUGAUGAACCAUCACAAAAAAGCCCACCGCUUGGCGUCCCUUCGAUGUUGGAAUCAACAGAAAGCCUUUUUCCUUUGGAACUCUUUUCCGAAGGAAAUGAUCAUGUCUCAACAUUCCCUUCAUCUUUAAAGGAUGUGGACUCAGUUACAACGAACGAUGAUGCAAAUAUGAAGAAGGCUUCUUCAUCCUCAAAAAAGAGAACAGGAAAAACCCACGACAACACCAGACAUACAUGGAGCGCUGAUGAAGACAACAUCCUUGUUUCAGUUGUUGCUGGUUCAACAAUGAGAAACAACAAGAUUUCAUGGGUUCAUGCAUUUCCUGCCUUCCAGAAUUCAAUGAAAGAGAAAUUUGAUGAGGGUUUGACCUCAACUGCUAUCCGUAAACGUUUUAUUGCACUCAUGACGAACCAUGAGAUGAAAAACUCUAUGACAAUUACGAAAAAGGAGAUCUCGUACGAAACUGCUUUAGCCUUGACCUCCGACAACGCUGACAACAAAUAUUUUCCUCAAGCUGUUGGAACCUUGGACUACUUUGCCAUAAAUGUUAGAAACCUUGCCAUCUAUUAUCUCGAUCGUUAUGGUUGGUUAGACUCAUCCUUCAUUCAACAGAAACCACUGAACUCGUUAAAAGGACUUGGUAAGAUCUUUGCGUUUGAGCCUCGUUUAUUGGCAAUGGAAGGUAUUGACACUGGACAUAUUGGAACCUUUAUGCAGCAGUUAACAAGUGGUGGUUAUGAUUGUCCAAAUCAACAAUUUUAUGACUGGUUUAAGAAGAUGUGUAUGGAUAGAGUACAAAGCAGGAUGAAGGACAUCAUACUUCCACAAGAUACCGAAUUUGUUGUACGAAAUGAUGAGUCGUUUCACUCCCUUACUCUCGCUGAAAUGUUGAAGGUCAGUGAAACACCCAGUAUCAUUGGUAUUAAGGUUGAGGAUGCUAAGUUUGUUGGAGAAUUUAGUAAGAUUCAAAUAGAAGCGAUGAAAACAACCGAAUAUGGAAUUCUUGGAACCGAAAAAGGUACAUUCAAAGGAUUUUCCGAUCAUCAACACAAAAACUGCAGAAUCUUGUGUGAAGAAAAAUUAAUUAGAAAAGAAGACACCAAUCGCUAUUAUGUGAUCAGUCGUCAUAACAAACAAUUCGAAAAAGUCUCAAAGGAUACCAUGAACAAGGUGUGGGGAGAACAGGUUGAUGAGAACCUUCAAUCAGCUUCCAAAAGCUCACUUCUAUAUUCAACCACUGUUCAGGACCCUGGAAAAUAUAUUAGACGAGCUCAUCUUCCUUUUGAUUUAAAGAUGAACGAUGAGGAGAAACUACGACAACGAUGGAUUGAAGGACCAAAAUUCUUUUUGGGAAAGGAUGAACAACAAAUUUUCGACUGGGUGUGCACUAUUGCAAAGUUAUUAUUUCCCAAUUCAUCUCCUUCUAGACUAAAAGUUUUCUCCAAAGUCUUGCAUACUGGAAAUACCACAGCUAAUGAUGAAGAUAAGAUCGAUGAGGACCAGAAGAUUAUAUUUCAAGAGUAUGAACCCUUUCAAGUAGCAAACUCUGAUGAAUUGAUGAAUCGCUUUCGAUCCAUGAUUCCUCCCAAAACAAAUGACUAUCAUUGGUAUCAUUUUAAGAAGGAGAAGGAUAAUGAUGUCAUUAAGCAUGUCAUUGCAGUUACUUAUGGGUCGUCACUUGAAGAAAACUUGCUCCAACACGGAUACGAGCCAAUGAUGUUGGUGGUUUGGUUUCAACAUCAAAACUGGAUACCAACAAUGAAAGAGAUACAAGCACUGGAUGGAACAAUGAAACAUUUUCCAAGCUAUUGGUAUUUUGCAUCCAAGACCUUUAGUCUUGGGUUUUUACUUGGUUUUACUUAUGGAGACGGUCAUAAAGAAAAGUACAAGAACCAAUUUAGCGUCGGUCAAAAAGAUAUUUGCGCAUUACAUUUAUUAAGGUGGUAUUGUUGCCAACACGGAAUGUCCUCGUCCUCUCUCUAUGAAUCAAAGGGUGUACAUACGUUCCGUUUUUAUGGACCUGGACUGGUUCAUUUCACAGACCACAUUUUGAAAAAGAAGAGCAAAGAUGGCGAUCCAGAAUCUGUUCCUCGUAUCCUCUCAAUUGCAUGUAAUUAUGACAGUGAGCCAAAAGAAGAAAAGAUUAUGGUCAGAGUUUCAGUUCUGGAUCCAAGUGUUCAGUUCCUUGUUACCGCUCGAGGUGCAGUAUACAAUGUUGGAAAGGACACGUUUAUUCACUCUCGCUAUGAUAUCAGCAACGGUUUUCAUAUCAUCCAAAAAGACGAAUGUUUCACCAAAGCUGUUCCUUCAUAUAUCAUGGAUCUGUUACAGUUUAAUGGAAACGAGAAAUAA
Naegleria lovaniensis is the source of this 2454-nucleotide messenger RNA. RefSeq lists its product as uncharacterized. The record is from RefSeq and is a predicted model, not a curated record. Lineage: Eukaryota; Heterolobosea; Eutetramitea; Acrasida; Naegleriidae. The coding region runs from base 1 to 2454 and encodes 817 amino acids. The transcript has 4 exons.